Malassezia restricta is the source of this 1575-nucleotide messenger RNA. Its product is annotated as transporter. The coding region runs from base 1 to 1575 and encodes 524 amino acids. The record is from RefSeq and is a predicted model, not a curated record. Gene Ontology annotation, molecular function: transmembrane transporter activity. The transcript has a single exon. Lineage: Eukaryota; Fungi; Basidiomycota; Malasseziomycetes; Malasseziales; Malasseziaceae. Gene Ontology annotation, cellular component: membrane. Gene Ontology annotation, biological process: transmembrane transport.
AUGCUAGAGAGAGAUGCAGAACAUGUAACAAUUCGAAGCCAGCUCGAUCCUGACGCGUACAAGAAGAAGGAGCGGGCAGCUCGCCUCAAGAUGGACAUACAGAUCCUUCCUGUCUGUGUGCUUCUAUACUUACUGGCCUAUAUCGACAAGUCUAACAUUUCACAAGCCAUGCUGGAUGGUAAGAACCUUCCAAAUGGCAAAGUAGAGGAUCCCGGUAUAUUGACAUCGCUGAACAUGACACCCCACGAAUUUUCCAUUGCCCUGACAGUGCUCUUCCCGACGUAUAUGGCGUUUCAGCUUCCGUCAAAUUUGAUUAUUCGAAAGAUAGGACCGCGUAUAUGGAUCCCCACUCUGGCGUUAACUUGGGGUGUCGUUGAGACUCUUCAAGGUCUUGUAACCUCCAAGGCAGGUCUGUAUAUCAACCGCAUCUUUCUUGGCUUAGCAGAAGCAGGUCUCACUCCAGGCAUCACGCUCUUGUUGACCUUUUUCUACGUGCCGAAGGAGCUGCAGUUCAGACAGGCCUUUUACUUUACAGGCGCAUCACUGAGUGGGUCCUUUUCUGGGCUGCUUGCAACUGCGCUUCGUAAGAUGGAUGGAAUCUCAGGGCAGCACGGCUGGCAGUGGGUAUUUUAUAUUGAGGGUAUCUUUACCGUUGCGGUGGCAAUCGUAUGUUACUUUAUUAUCCCGAAUGGGCCUCGUGGGUGCUUUAUGUUGUCACCCCUUGAGCGCGAGCUGAUCAUACAGCGGCAGCGCGCACCCACGUAUCGGUAUCAAGACCUUCCACAUUUGACACUCAAGCUCAAAGAGGUCGAAUUCGAGCCGACGUCGGAAAACGAAGGCCUAUUGCUGACGCCACCAUGGUACAAAGAGGUUCUGCGAACGUUUACUGAUGAGCGCGUGUAUUUGACGGGUAUCCUGGGCUUUUGCGUCAGCCUGCCCAUCUUUUCCUUCACGAAUUUCAUGCCAAGUAUCAUCAAAGGCAUGGGCGAUUAUUCGACAGUCAAGUCCAUGCUCUUGUCUUGCCCCCCAUUCGCCGCCUCGUUUGUGUACAGCUUGUGCAUGGCCUUCGUGGCUGAUCGGCUGCAGUUGCGGUAUCUUUCUGUGAUGUUGAGUUUCAUUAUUACACUCGUGGGCCUAGCCGUCCUGUGGGGAUGCGAUGAGCCCAUGCAUCGGUAUGGGGGCAUCUUUAUGGUGGCUGCCGGCAGUUAUUCGGGCCCGCCGUGCAUGUUCGCGUGGAUGGCCAACAAUUCCGCUGGGUACUACAAGCGGACAAGUGCCUUGGCCUUCGUCCACAUGAUGGACAAUGCAAGCGGACUUGUCGCGGCCUGGCUCUUUAACACGCACACCGAAGCACCACGCUUUUUACGUGGCACUGCCACCAACCUCGCUAUCACGCUGCUUGGCAUUGUGGUAGCCACGAUCCAGGAGUGUCGAAUUUGGCAGGAACGUCGUCAGCGUGCGUGUGGACGUCGUGAUGAAUGCGUGGUUGAACUGUAUCGAAGAACGCAUUGGCCACGGGAGGUGCUGCGCUCGUACUUGGGCGAUAGGCACCCCGAGUUUCUCUUGGAGCUGUGA